Molecule: messenger RNA, 885 nt
Organism: Aureobasidium musti
Lineage: Eukaryota; Fungi; Ascomycota; Dothideomycetes; Dothideales; Saccotheciaceae
Source: the annotation of a GenBank genome assembly
AUGGCUUGGGUCCACACAUACGGUCUCUGCGCUCCCGCCGCUGCCGGCAUCAUCCACUGGGGUGCUACCUCAUGUUACGUUACUGACAACGCUGACCUCGUCCUGAUGCGUGACGGUCUUGACAUCCUCCUCAAGAAGAUGGCCACUGCCAUUGACAAGCUUUCUGCUUUCGCCAUGCAAUGGAAGGAUCAGCCCUGUCUUGGUUUCACUCACCUUCAGCCCGCUCAAUUGACCACCGUUGGAAAGAGAGCAUGUGUCUGGCUUCAGGAUUUGUUGAUGGAUCUGAGAGCUAUGCAGAGAGUUCGUGACGAGCUCUGCUUCCGUGGUGUCAAGGGUACCACCGGUACUCAGGCAUCUUUCCUCCAAAUCUUCGAUGGUGACCACGCCAAGGUCGAGAAGCUUGACGAGCUCGUUACCGAGAAGGCUGGUUUCGCUGGCUGCUACCCCAUUGCCACUCAGACCUACUCCCGUAAGGUUGACCUCGAAGUCGGUAGCGCCGUCUGCAACUUCGGUGCCACUUGCCAGCGUAUCUCUACCGACAUCAGACAUCUUGCUUCCUGGAAGGAGAUCGAGGAGCCUUUCGAGAAGGACCAAAUUGGUUCUUCUGCCAUGGCUUACAAGCGUAACCCCAUGAGAUCCGAGCGUUUGACCUCUCUUGGUCGUCGUCUUGCGAACCUCCACGCUGACUUCAUCUCCACUUACGCUGGACAAUGGAUGGAACGUACCCUCGACGACUCUGCUAUUCGUCGUAUUGAUAUCCCCGAGAUGUACUUGUGCGCUGAUGCCCUGCUCAUUCUCAUGAACAACAUCUUCAGCGGUCUCGUCGUCUACCCCAAGCGUAUCGAGCACCGUAUCCUCGAGGAGCUCCCCUUCAUGGCCACGUAA